AUGGGCUCCAUAUCCGACCCGUCAGCCAUCAAAGAUAACGGUGUAAGAGACUCGCUAUUCUCUAGCCUUUGUCCAACUCCUGCCGAUGAACCAUUCGCAGUGAACGGAGCAUACAUCCAAGAUACAUAUCCCGAUAAAGUCAACUUGGGUAUCGGCGUUUACCGUACAUCCGACGGAUCACCAUGGCCAUUGCGAGUGGUCGAGGAAGCCGAAAAACAACUUCAUCAAGCAAGUGAUGUGAGCCGACACGAAUACCUCACUAUUCAAGGAGACAGAGAAUUUCUUCGAUUAGCUUCCAAUCUUGUAUUUGGCUUCGACCUGGAAAAACAAGCACAGGCGGAAGAAAACAAAAGCCGUGUCGUUUCCAUCCAGACAGUCUCAGGCACAGGCGCAAACAGACUCGGCGCGGAGCUUCUAGCUCGAAACUUACGACCAGGAUGCGUGUGGGUUCCUGAUCCCACUUGGGCAAAUCAUCAUACAAUUUGGGAGUUGGCUGGAGUUCAAAGGAAGAGCUAUCCUUACUACGACAGCGCUACCAAGUCGUUUGAUUUCGAAGGAACGUUCCGGACAUUGUCAUCUGCCAACAAAGAUGAUGUUGUCAUUCUUCAUGCCUGCGCUCAUAACCCUACCGGUGCAGAUCCAACGAAGGAACAGUGGAAGAUAUUAGCUGAACUGUGCAAGGCGAAGGGCCUGAUACCUUUCUUCGAUCUCGCCUAUCAAGGCUUUGCAUCCGGAAAUCUAGAGCAAGAUGCGUGGGCUAUCCGUCAUUUCUUCAGCUAUAAUCCCCGACUGGAGUUCUGUGUGGCUCAGUCAUUCUCGAAGAACUUUGGGCUUUAUGGACAACGUGUCGGGGCUUUGCAUGUUGUGACUUCCACUGCCAGUGAGGAUGUUCCUCAGAACCUUCUGUCGAACCUUUGUCACCUUGUCCGGGGAGAAUAUUCUAUGGCGCCGAGGGGUGGCUCAGAGAUUGUGCGGACUGUUCUGGGGAAUGAAUCUCUCAGGGAAAAGUGGUAUGAGGAUCUCGUGACGAUGAGCGAAAGAAUUCGACAGAUGCGACAGGCUCUUUUUGAUGAGCUGAUUAGGCUGCAAACUCCUGGCGAUUGGACCCAUAUUCUGAAACAGAUUGGAAUGUUCACCUACGUUGGACUGUCGGAAGAGCAGGUCUCCAAAAUCAGAUCAAAGCAUCAUAUCUACAUGCUGAGAUCCGGCCGCAUCUCAAUCUCAGGCUUAAACGAAAGCAACGUGAAGUACGUUGCGAAGGGCAUAGACGAUGUCGUACGGUGA
Messenger RNA from Penicillium pulvis, 1284 nucleotides. RefSeq names its product pyridoxal phosphate-dependent transferase. Bases 1 to 1284 code for a protein of 427 amino acids. Gene Ontology annotation, cellular component: cytosol. The record is from RefSeq and is a predicted model, not a curated record. The transcript has 3 exons. Gene Ontology annotation, biological process: L-aspartate biosynthetic process. Gene Ontology annotation, molecular function: L-aspartate:2-oxoglutarate transaminase activity; pyridoxal phosphate binding. Lineage: Eukaryota; Fungi; Ascomycota; Eurotiomycetes; Eurotiales; Aspergillaceae.